Molecule: messenger RNA, 9083 nt
Organism: Micropterus salmoides (largemouth bass)
Lineage: Eukaryota; Metazoa; Chordata; Actinopteri; Centrarchiformes; Centrarchidae
Gene: mvb12bb
Product: multivesicular body subunit 12Bb
Exons: 8
Coding region: 110-754 (214 amino acids)
Biological process (GO): regulation of epidermal growth factor receptor signaling pathway; virus maturation; viral budding
Cellular component (GO): ESCRT I complex; late endosome
Source: RefSeq, a predicted model, not a curated record
GCAGUGGUACCCGGAAGCAUUUACUUUCUGCAGGUCCGCGUGAGGUGAAGUCCAAAGUUUAAAAAAGGUGUCAGCACUCGGGAGACCACACGUUUCAAUCAGCUUCGACAUGUCUGAGUUGAGCAACCAGCUGCCCACAGAGCCCAUCUCUGCAGUUGGAGUAGUCACUUCACUCAACAAGGUCCCUGAUGGCUACUGUGUUGUUGCACAAACAACAGAUGGCUCUGACGCCGACCUGUGGAAGGACGGCUUAUUCAAAUCCAAGGUCACUCGCUACCUCUGUUUCACCAGAAAAACUGGGCCUGACGUUGUUGCGGAUAUGAAGGUGAUUGACAUUAAGGACGCGUUGCCAGAGGGCUUCACACCUGUGGAAGAAACCGUGGACACAAAGGAAACUGCCAUGAGGAAGAGGAGGCUCUGUGUGAAAAUGAGCCCUCGUGCGGCUGCUGUGACGGCUGUAUAUGACAUCCAGAUCAUUGCGAAGUCCAAGUACCAUCUUGUUAACUACACCUGUGUAGGUGAGAUAAAUAAUAUGGGAAUAUGGUAUCGAAAGGGUGAUGUUUCUCAGCACCAGUCGUCCCAGGAAAUGUCCAGUACAGCUUGCAGUGACGCACCACCCAACACAGCAAGCAGGAAGACCACGAGCAGGCCGGAUUAUGAGCACCAGAGCAGUGGGAACUACACCAUGACAGGGAGAAACUCAACUAUAGUACAAUGCUCCGGGACUAAAACAGAAGAAAGGCUAAUUCGUUAGGAAGCAGAGCUUAGCUAUGACAGCCUCAGAGCCACAGAGUCAGAGCCGGCUGAGACGCUCUAGCCUUAAAGAGCAUGUGAUCCACACGAGGCGAAUGAGGCAGGCGGGUUUUUAUCCAGCUGGAGAGAGACACCAUGUGGUGAGGAUUCCUCCUGCUGCUCAACAGAGGCACACCCAGGCUAUGGCCAUGUUACACCCUUCCUUAUUUAAUAUGAACCUGCCUAUUAAACAAUUGCCGAAGUGCACAUGAUAGAACUGCAUACAGAAACAAUCAAUUUGAAUUUUAACGUCACUUUUUUCUUUUUCUGUAUGCCCCCCCAAAAAAGCAAAGCAGAAUAAUUGACAAAAAAAAAUGAUUAAUACAUCAUUGUGUUGGUAUGACAGUCGUAUUAUAAGUUAGUCAAGACAACUGUGCAAAAUGUGGCCCUGAAGGAGUAGACAUUAACACACAGCUGAGUGGUUUGUGACACUGGGUGUGGGAUUCCUCCACUGGGACAGGGUUUGAGUGACAGUGAAGAACAUGCACAUACUGUACAGUAGGCUGCCAGCAGUCAUCAUUUAUCUCCAGAAAACUGUCCUUCACAGCUGUACAGACUCCCUCUUUCUUCUACCUUUAUGUGUCCCUUCCUGAGCUGGUGAGAUUUUAAAGAAAAGAGGAUAAUGGAGUUAGCCUGAGAUGGUUCUUGGCUUUAUUGCUAGAGACUGUGUACUCGUCAGCCUUUCAGCAUCACACUGUGAAUGUGAGAGAACGCAACUUUCCCUUCAUUAACAAUGUGAUAGCCUGCAGACCAAGUGUGAGGUCGUAGCCGACAGCCUAUUUGUGUUAAUUGUUAGCGGUGGUAGCUCUGGUGUGUAUGUGUGUGUGUGUGUGUGUGUGUGUGUGUGUGGGUGCAUGGGUGCUUGCGUGUGUACGCGUGUGUGUGUGUGGGCUGACAGCUGGCCAGGUUCGAGUUGGUCUAAAACCAUGUGCGCUCUGUCAGGGUUGUACAGGCGCCUUCUUUAGGAUUGAUGAAUUGCCUGCUUUCUUGAUUAAACCCUCCGUCACUUCCCAACAAAACAAAAACCCCACAAAAAAAAAGACCGAGUUGAGGGGAGGAGAGGUAACAUGUCUGGGAAAUCUGUCAUCUGCAGUCACAUCAUGUACAGAUGUGAUGUGCAGGCGCUUUGACGUUUAUUACCAGAAUAUUAAAAACUAAUUCACAUUUAUUUUGCAGCCCUUUUUCACUUGACAGUUCAAGCUCAUUUGAAAAGUUAUCAAGUUUUCAUCGCAGCCCCAACCUUUGCUUUUCUUCACCACGUUGCUUUGAUCCAUGCCAAGUCCCUUUGCCAAUUAGGUCUGCUAUUCAUACAUUGACAGAAAAGCAGGAUAUUUUAAAGGUAAUUAAACUUGCUCUCAUGAAAUGUGGCUAAAAGGUAUAUGUUUGAGAGAAAAUAAAUGUAAAUGUGUUGAAAAAAGUCUAAAACUGUGUGACGUGACGUGACACUGAGUCUGUUGCAUUGCAGUCCCUCUUCAUUACCUACAAAACAACAUAUAGUAUUCAGCAGACAUCCACCUGAUAAAAAAGGUAAACGUAAUAAAAAGUAAUACAUUUACAUAUCUACUGCAUUAAUCAAAAAUAAAUCCUGACAUUGGCCCUGAUCUAACGUAAUAUGGAGAGCAAUUAUUUCCCUAUCCAUUAGAAGAACUUCAAUUAACAGACACGAGACAGUUCAUCCUUCAGAGGAGGAGGAAAAAAAUAGGAGACUCAAAAUUAACUUGGGUUUGCAAAAUAUCUUGGCAGGAUGACAUUGAUUUUUGAUUUUCAGGAAACAAUAUUAGAAUUCUUAUUAAACUAUGUGCAUCUGCUUUUAAUUUGCUGCAAAUAAUUGGAAAAUGCAAUGGAGCUUUCCAAUUAAAGCUCCACUUUAUGCUGUUUAAUAAUACCCUCAUAAUAUUAUAGCUUAUGAAAUGACAGGUGAGUUGGUGUAUGAAUAAAACAUAAAGCCCUGUAAUAAGAGACAGAAAAAAAACCGAGACAGUUGUUGGGGGGCUUUUAAAUGCUCGACAUAAUUUGCAUAUAUUAAUCUCCUCUUUUCAGCCUUAUCAAGUAUUCCACUGUAUUUGAAGUUAAAAUAGUCGUGACAGGCAGGGGUACGCUUCGUUUUUCCAAGGAUUUAUUACUUGUAUAAUUCUGGAUCUUUAAUAAGCCAAUAUGACUGAUCCUCUGAGUUCUGUGGAAUUUGGUUAAUUGUUCCAGAUGGUGCUCACUGAUUAUGCAAAAUUACUUUCUUUCUCCUCUUUUUUCCCCCAACUACACCAUUUCUUGAUUGACUAACAUGGAGAAAAAAGAUUAUUUUUGGCGCAGCACUUUCAUUAAGAGGGUUCUCAUCAGGUUUCAAACAAAAGUUCCAUCUUAUCUCCCUGUGUGGUUCUGGGCGAGGCUGUGCAGAAGGAGGAGAUCAUCCGGCUCUUAUCUCAAACUGUGAUGGAUCUCAACUGCUUCGGCACCGCUGGGGUUAUAUUUUAAAAUAACACAAUUCUUUAGGCUGAGGGAUUAAAAAACAUGACCUCUGGAUAGUGACACAAAAGUUAUUAUUAGUGUACGCUGUUCUUUUCUUUCUCUUUUCUCCUCUCUUUUUCUCCCAGAGAUUGAUGAAAUUACUAAGCAACGGGGUUGGUCCUCCACUUGCAGCUCAUGCUCCAUCCACAACUCACUAACAUUCUGUUUUGCAUCAGCUAAACUGAGCUGAAUGAAUCAUUUAUAGAAGUGUUAUGGGGGAGUAUAGGGCAGAUUUACUGCCGAGCUUUUACUUUAGAUGGAAUGGGAUUUCUAUGAAACCGAUCUUGAUGUCUGAAGUAAUGCCAAAGCUUACAUCAAGACAUGAAAGGAACGCUCUUAAAACCCACGUUUUGCUUCUUAAUUCCCUUGGUCAGCAAAAGGCGAAAUAGGGAGAGCAGGGGGUUCAAUGUGAAAAUACUGUUUACACGUAAUGUACACUCACACACUCACACACUCACACACUCACACACACACACAUCUUCAAAUUGUUUACUACUCCCAGCAGUUAAUGAUAUAAAGGAGUGUUGAAUUUCCCCUUAAUAAUUUUUAAAAUUUUUAAUUCAGAUUUAAGUUUUAGCGCUUUCUGUAUUUUCCAGAUAGAAAUAGCAGCAUAGUUUCAAUGUUUUCAGGUGAAUACUGCAGAAGUGAAUUAAACAACUGGCCAAAAUACACUCUAGCAUGCUAUGAACAAAAAUCUAUGCAGAAAAGACAAAAACAAGAAGGUAAGAGAGAUGUUAGGAGAGUUAUCCAGAAUGGAGUGACAUCCAGUCACAUAUUGUUGCUGUGCAGAGGUCUGGAUGGGACAUGGAUGUAAUUCUCCCUAUUGUUUAAUUUUUUUCCCUGGAUCUGCAAGAAAUAUGACUCAUAAUCGUUUUCUAACUUCAACACAAGCUUCAUUUCUUUGUCGAGAAAAUAGUUUGGACAGUAUUUUAUCUUUAUCUUGGAAUAUGUUAAUUUGAUCACAUUUGUUCAGACAAAUAGUUUUUUGUGAUUCUGGAUUUGUGUGUUGUUGUUUUUGUUCAGAAAACUACAUUUAAAGUCAAAUAUUAAAAAAAACAACACUGCAGCCUAAUUUGUACAUCUCCUCGGUCAAAAUACACUGUUGGAUAUUAACAGGUAAAAUACCUUCUAAAUGAAAUCCUGUUGGUGUAUAUCCCACUUACAUGACAAAAAACCAAUUGGACUAUCAAGGUUAUUUUCAAAACAUGAUCGAUCCCAACGUGAUGGUGCCAUUAAGUAUUUGGGGGAUCAAUCCUGAAUGAAUCGUAAUGGAACUUCUGACUGGAGGCCCUCAGGCAUUUUUGGACCUUUAUUACAGUCAAAUAAGAGACUUCAAAUGGCUUUGCAUUUGCAGGCCAGACUGGACUCUGGAGUCUCAUCCCUCAUUGCUUUCUAUCCAUCCCUGAGAUAGAAGCAGUGCUCCAUUAGUUUCAGUGUCCAGACGUGGACAGCCUCAAUGGAUGGGCCUGUCACGGCUCCCUCAUUUGCCCCAUGUACAGCAGGGUUUGUUAUCACACAUCUAAUUAGAACUUGAUAAAAAAUAUUUCACAAAAAUCCAGUCAUUAAAUAUAGUUUAAGGAGAUUUAUGGUCAAAUAUGCCUUAAAGAUCUUUUAAUGGCUCUGCUGACUUGUUAAGUUUGUAAUUAAUGAUCUUCUAAUACAUACUGUGGUGUGAUUUAGAAAGCACAAUGAGAUUCUGGGAAUGAAGUCGUUUUGGAAAAGGGCAUCUGGGGCUCCCAGAAGCUAUAUUAAAUAGUUCUGCUCAGACUGGUUUGCUUAGAGCCAUGAAGUCUGCUGUGAAAAAGUUCAAACACAUCAGCCUCUUUACAUAGAUGAGGCCAUUUUUAUUUUAUUUAUAUAUAGGGUGGCUGAUUAUGAAACAGUUGGUUUGUCAUUUCAUAAUAGUCAAUUAGUGUGUACAGAAAAGUCCUGGGCUCCUCUGUAGCAGUAUUUUCAAAGUGUAUAGUGUUACAGUUUUAUUUAAGUAAUGGAAAAUAUCUCUUUAAAGUCCGCUAAUCCACACACAGUAAAACUAAUAAGCAAAUGCAUAUGUAUCAAACUGUAAACGCAUUAUACUAAUAACAGUCGGCUAUUUCAUCAGGAGAGUAAUGGUGUCCUUAUUAGCAUAAUUAAUGACAAAUGGCAGCGCAGCAUUGGUGGAUUGGUUCUAGGGGAUGAUAAAUUGGUGGAUGCCCAGGUUAGUGGCUGCCAAGGAGGCCUCUUUGGCUGUCAUCCCUCCUGCUUCCACUCUGGCACAGUUCAUUACUCACCGUGUGAGAUGCCACUUUACAUUGCCUGGUACUGUGAGCAUGGAGAACUUAAUAAUGCCACCCAUAACCACACAGGGCCUGCUGCUUUACCCACAGUCCAGAGGGCAAGUAACUCUGCGAGGGCUAGGGGUUGUGGGGAGCAGGGCGACUGGGGAGUCUUCUCCUGCAGCUGCACUGAUCAAAACAGAUCAUGCGUCAGUCACUACUUGAGGGGAUCCGGGGCCAUAUGACCCAGUCUCUAGUGCUGGUGAGUGUUUCUUGUUAGGAUUUCUAGGGCUCGCCACAUCCCUUGCAUCAUUACGGGUUAGUUUGCCCACAGAACCGCUAAUUAAGAGGGGAUUUGUGUAAUUGUGCCUUCUGCUGUGUCCCAUCCGGCACAUGCAAUUUACUGUCAGCCCUCUGCCAGCUUUUACACUUGUCCAGAGAGGCGUACCCCAUUUAUACACAUUCUGCUGCACAUUUACCAGCAGCCACAGCUGGGGAUCAAUGCCAGUGCCAUGGCAGUGUCUUAAAAGACACUGUGCUGCUGAUUAAAGUCUGAUUGUCCAUUUAAUUUCAUGAGAGCUCUCAAUAGCCAGCAGAAAGGGCUUUCCCAGUAAUUCUCCAGUACUGACUGAUUUUAAUGCAGUUAAUGCAGGUUUUGUAAAUUUAUCAAAUCACUGAAGAAUUUUGGUACUUACUUUACUUUAAAUAGUUCUUGCAUAUAUGCGUAACAUAUACAGUGUCGGCAGAAGUGUUGGAGAAAUUACCGCACAUAUACACACCUCCUCUGAGCGCUCGGUGUGAUGCAGCGGUGUUUGUAGCCAACUCACUGUAGGUGUUUCUGGCUCUGCCCACUUUCUGGAAGACUGAUGGACCAGCGCCCGACUGGGACUGCCUCCUGGCUCCCUACCCACAACCAGAUUUCAAGGACUGCUUGUCACAGAUGGAAAAGUAAGUGGGUCAUUCUACAUAAGCUUGCCAUUUUGCAUCCCUCUGGUUAAAAAUAAAUAAAUAAAUAAAAAAAAGUUGAAUUUUAAUGUUGGGCAACAAACUCAAGUCUAUUGUUAGUUUUAGAGAGUAUGUUCUCUUUUUCACUUUUGUAUUUGUAUUAUAAAACUUCAAUGAUCAACUAUAGUUAAAGCUAUAUGUUUUCAUGUGUAUUUAUAAAAUGUCUUAUCAAGUUAAUAUAUGGUAUUCUGUAAGAUAAUAUACCUUUACUAGCCAAAAUAAUAAAAAUGUAUUUAAAAAAUGUUCACCAAAGUGGACAAACGGCAAGCUUGUGUAAAAUGAUUCAGCUUCUCUCCACUCCCUUUCUGCUUCUUUUCUGUUUUCCGUCCACAGUUUUUCACCACAAACCUGAGUGUUUGGCAGCCCCAGCCUGAAGUAUCCAACUAUAGAAGCAUUCAUCCACUGGAUGUUUUGCACACCACUCUUAACAUUAUGAAACAUUUAAAUUUGUUUACAUUUUUCAACAUUUGAAUGAGAUGAAAUUAAUAUUUUAGCAUAAACUAACUGUUGCUGUCAGGAGAAUUGCAACAGACGCUUGCACACACUACAGCGAGAUUGGGGAAGGAAGCUGUACACAGGCGGCAGAAAUAAAUAAAAAUAGAUUAUCAGAAACGCUCAACAUCAUUUCAGGGCGUGAUCUAUUUUAGUAUCAAUGUUAUGUGCUAUUUAGAAUGUUAAUUGACUCCCCAGUAAACAUUUAAAUAAUUCAAAAGUUACACUUCCACUCUUGCAAGUGAGAUUUUUAAUACAUUGAAAAGUUUUUUUUUUCACUCGUCUGUCUAGAGGGUUUGAAAAAGCGGUAAAAAGAUAAAAGAAAAAGAAUGGGUUUCAUAGAGCCAUAGUCAUUAAAAGAAUCUGAAAAUAGCAACUCGCUAUCAUCUGUUCUCAUAGCACGGGUCAGGAGCUCUGACACCUCCAAAAUUCCUCCUGUCAGGGUAGGGGGCCAUUUGUAUUCUCUCUCAUUAGGCAAUUUGACUAAUGACCUGCCGUGGCUGCAGCGCUACUGAGGGACCCGAAGCCUCGCGCCCUCUCUCUUGCAGCAGCCUGAACACACACCCUCUAUUGGAAUGGCACAGAUGGCAUGCCCGGGCGACAAAAUAAACUACAAUAUGUCUCCGAGAUGCUGUCAGGCCUGGGCACUAUUUCUCAUGUCAGAGUGGGGCUAAGGGCUGUGAGUGGGCAGAGGGGGUCCUCCUCCAGCUCUCUGUUCAUCGACUCACCAUUAUCUGCAGAGGUGACAGAGCGCGGGGUCUGCAACUAGAAUAGCAUUUCCAUGGUCUGCAUAAAGAAUCCGCCUCAAAUUGAGAGUCACACCGACAGGAAAGGUAUUGCAAUGUCUAGCCUGGCUACACAAAGAGGAGAGGCAACAUCCAAUUGUUUGGAAUAUGAAGUACAGCAGGUUCCAGAUAAAGCCCUAACCUCAUUUUGAGCAGCUUUACUUAUUAUUUCUUAUUAUUUUAUGGUAUUAAACAAUAGAAAUCAGCUCAAUCAUGGGGAAAAAAUCAUAAGAGAUUCUCAUUCGUGCUUGCAGAUUAUUGCCCUGACUGUGACUUCCUCACUUAAUUCAGGUGCAAGACAGAUUCACCCAAGUAAUCAUACUAGACAGAGAUCAAUGCAAUUCUGCUGAAUUAGUGAAGUGUAAAAUAAAAGUUCAUCAACAUUCCCAAAGUGUUAUUCUUGAGUUGUGGUUCAGGUAAUAUGGGGUAUGCUCGAUCACCCACGCAUAUUUUUCCAUCAGUCAGUGUCGGAGCAAAACUCAGUGUGGUAUAUGCGUGCAUGCGUGUGUGUGUGUGUGUAUGUGUGUGUGUAUAUGCCUGUGUAUGGCCGUGUCUGUUAGAACCCUGGAAAUGCAAUGUAUGGCGCUGCUGAAGUCCUGGGUGACAGUGCAUCCAACAAUGGAAGAGUGAGGGAUUAGUGCUCAGCCCAGCGUACGAGGGAGCCCUUCCCGCCCUGAAACAGCCAUUCAUCUGUGCCCAGGGGCUGGAGAUGACAAUGCAGCCAUUGCUCAUCGCACCUGACGGAGCCAUUAAUAAGGCAAUGAUCCACACGGGCCCUGUGCUGACUCCGUUCUUUACACUACAAUCACUCAAGCCACAGGGUCCUCCUUACUUAACGCCACCUCUGAGCCCACCGCCAUCAUCAUCAUCAUCAUCAUCAUCAAAGUCAUUGUACCAAAAUUCCUGCCAGAUGUUUUCAUAUCGACUGUACUCACAUUCUCCAAAUGCCAAAUGACUACCCAAUUCUCUACACAGCAAUACACUCGUGAGUUAAUGGACUGUAGCCUGACCAUUUGAGUGGCUAGAACAUGCUUCAUAGUUGGAUUCCUGGUCAGAAGAUUGGAUUUACAUUAUUUUUACCCUUUGCACCUUCGGGUUUCUGGUAUCCAUUUCUUACCACCAAGUCAUCUCCUGUGCCUCUCCAUUUGUCUGGAUGUAAGAUAGCCUCUCUAGUAUAGAUGGUGGAGGAAUACAAAGCGAGAUCUGGUUUUAAAUGUAAUCUGUGAGCAAUAAAGAAACUCUCUGGCCUUCA